Molecule: messenger RNA, 2974 nt
Organism: Formica exsecta
Lineage: Eukaryota; Metazoa; Arthropoda; Insecta; Hymenoptera; Formicidae
Product: serine-rich adhesin for platelets-like
Exons: 1
Coding region: 236-2665 (809 amino acids)
Biological process (GO): protein dephosphorylation
Cellular component (GO): cytoplasm; protein phosphatase 4 complex; nucleus
Molecular function (GO): protein phosphatase regulator activity
Source: RefSeq, a predicted model, not a curated record
UACUGUCAUUCUCCUUCUCCCUCCUUGCCGCUUGCCGUAGUUCUCAUUGUUGCUGUUUUGUGGCCGGUGUGUUUGCUAGUUUACAUUUUUGGUUGUUUCUCUCACGUAGAGCAUUUCUUUUCGAAAUUUGUCGAAUUUUACGCAGCGAAUUUUAUCAACGGAUCGAGAUAAUCGAGAUAAUUGGGAGAAAACGAAGGAGAUUUGUCGGAGGAGGUUGUCGGCGGCGGCGGGGAAGAUGGAAAAUUUGGAGGAGUGGUUGCAGGCGCUCGACGAGUUCCAGAAGAUACGUCCCACAGUGAUUCCACAAGAAUUGGAGGAUUAUUUAUGUUGGGUCGCCAAGACGGGCGAUCCUGUCUACCAAUGGCCGUUGAUCAAAACGCUCUUCAGGGAGAAACUUACUCGUGUAAUGACAGAUUUUUACGAGAACUGUCCCAAUUUAGAAUUCGCGACCUGUCCUAACGUGGAACACUUCAACUAUGACGCUAUGAAGAGCAAUCUUCUCGAGAGAUUAGAGUCAUUCGUUAACGCACCGUUUACCGUUCAGCGAAUAUGCGAGUUACUGACAUCGCCGCGUAAGGAGUACAAUCGCGUGGAUAAAUUUAUGCGCGCCAUCGAGAAGAAUAUCUUGGUGGUUUCGACGCGCGAGCCGGGCCCUAUAGCUAGACGCGGUGAAACGGGAGACGGUAUGGUGAACGGAUCCGUCGAGGAGGAUACAGCCUCGGUUACGCAGCAGCAACCACCGUUACCACCGCCUUCACCUUCACCGUCGCCUUCACCCUCGCCAUCCUUGUCGUCGUCACAGUCACAGUCACAACUAUCAUCGUCACCACCACCACCAUCGCAGCCACAGCAAACGACUCAACCGGCACAACCGACCUCUCAAGAUGUCGAGAUGGAAUAUUGGGAGAAGGACUGUACCUCAACUGUCACCAUCAGUGUGCACACUGUUGCUGAAAAUGAAACGCCUCUUCUACACAGUGAUGUACCAACCGCUGGUUCUCCGUUGACUAAAAGCCUAUUUACCGCGGACGAGACUGCUCGAGAGAAGCUAGAACAAGCCUCCUCUAGAACAGAAAUUGCAACUUCUAAUUAUAUUUCUGCCACUUCAGAGUUCUCCUCUGUGUCGAAUUUAACUUCGCAAUCACACGAACCGGUAUCGCCAAACGCAUCUAAUGUUCCCAGCGUGCAAAAUCUACCAGCUGUUGGAACAGUGAUCAAUGACAAGAUCCCCAGUGACUCACCGUCUGUCGGUGCUACUGAUAUAGCGGAGGUAAUUAUGAACGAGGACACUAACUCUCAAUCCAAUCUAGAUAUGGAAAAUGAGGAAAUUGAAGCAGCGACAACAGCGAGCUCCAUGACGACGACGAAGACGAUGACGACGACGACGGCGACGACGACGACAAUGACGACAACGACGACGUCGACAACGACGACGACGACGAUAGCGUCAACAACAUCAACGGCAGCAACAUCGACGACAUCGGCGGCAGCAACAACGACAGUAACCGUGGUGGCAACGGUAAUACCCUUAACGACAGAUACCACUCGAAAUCUACAAGCUGCUUUCCAAGCAAAACGCUUUGAAUCUGAUAACGAUAACAAGUGUUUGGAUAGUAAAUCCGAUGAGAAAGGACCAAUUCCAUCGACGAUAAUCAGCGUGGACGAGGAAGGAGUCGGGCAUUCCAUGAAAAGCGAUGAAACGGCGUUGAACAAAUUGAAUUCCGAAUGUAUGGAUUCAAACGAAACGUCUUGUAAUGAAAAUAGAUCAACCGAAAAUUUAUUACAAACGGACGUUGAUAUGAGAUCCGACACUUUGGCAAAUAAUACUGAAAGUGUAAAUGCCAAAGAAAUAGUUUCAAAUAAAUCAGAGGAAGAGAAUACAUCGAUUUUCGAAGAUACGGACAAAGAAAAUUUGCGUUCCAAGAGCGGCGACGACACAAAAACGGCAAUAUUUAUCGAAUCUGAACUUGAAGAAAAAGAGAGUAAAGUUACAUCCGAUGAAUGUAUGAGCGCAGUCAUUGUAUCUAGCAAUGAAGCAUUAUAUAAACCAGAGAAAACUGAGAUGUGCUCUAAAGAAGUGUCUGCAAUGAUUUCUUCCAAGGAAAGUUUUAUACAUGACCAAUCCAUAAGCCAAAAAUUUGAGAAUACGCAAGUAACGGAUAACGUUAUAGAAGCAGUUCCUAGAGUAGCAUCUCCCAAUAGCAACGAUAAUGAACAAGAAGUAGAGAUUACAGAAUUUAGCACGGAUAAUUUGAAAGUUAUGGAAAUUUCCAAUGACAAGGCUGCUCUUGUCGAACCUGUGGUAUCACUUUCAAUAAGUACAAUAGAAAAAUCUAAAGAAGCAACAUCUGUAAUUGAAAAAUUUGUUCCUGUUUCACCUACUGUCGAGAUGACAGAAAGUUCUGAUAAUAUCAGUUGUCAAUCUUUGAAAGAUGAAAAGUUAAUAGAAAUACAAGAUGAUAAUUUAACAAAUGCACAAGAUAAUAAAGCAACAGUGUGUAUUACGACAAAAGAAAAGCAAUCUUCUGUAAUAGAAAGUGUAAUUUGUAUAAAAAAACACGAAUCUACAGAAUUAAUGGAAGUCGACGACGAAGAAUCACUAUCGACGUUUCAACAGGAUGAACCUAUGGAGCAGGAAACAAUGGAGGAGUUGUCAAAAAGUUAAUCCUAACUUAUCUAAUCAAUCGCUGUUUCUCUCUGUUCAACAUUUGAUAUCUAUUUUUUGUAUAGAUAUUGAAAUAAGAGUCAACACAUAAAUAUCUUUGCGCAUAAACAAGCUCCUUGUGCGUCGUAUGCAUAUAAUUUCUACAACCGUUAAUUAUUAAUUAUAUGUGAAAUUUAAAUUAUGAGUAAAUAUUAAGUAGCUCUCAAUGAAGUUCUCUCGACUGAAUAGCUCCGGCGUUCACUUAUAAAGAGAUUUAUCGAAAUGAAUUUUCUAACUCUUAAAAGAAAAAAAAAAAAAAAAAACACUGCC